This is a messenger RNA of Aquila chrysaetos chrysaetos, 9180 nucleotides long. RefSeq names its product RAB3C, member RAS oncogene family (gene RAB3C). NCBI's taxonomy places the organism in Eukaryota, Metazoa, Chordata, Aves, Accipitriformes, Accipitridae. Gene Ontology annotation, molecular function: GTPase activity; GTP binding. The coding region runs from base 240 to 938 and encodes 232 amino acids. The record is from RefSeq and is a predicted model, not a curated record. Gene Ontology annotation, cellular component: synaptic vesicle; plasma membrane; endosome. Gene Ontology annotation, biological process: regulation of exocytosis; protein localization to plasma membrane; protein secretion. The transcript is spliced from 6 exons.
UCGGCAGAGCCCGGGCGGGCGGCGGCGGCAGUUGGCGUGCGCGAGCGAGGGGCGAGUGGCAGCGGAGCGAGCGGCGGGCCGCGCCCGGCGAUGAGGCACGAAGCGCCCAUGCAGCUAUCUGAUUUCCUAUUACAUGAAGCAAAUGUAGUUGCUUCUUUGCACACAACGCAUUUAUGGAACAGUGUGUUACAGAGCUACCAUCUCUGAACUGAAGAGCAACAGAAAGAGUGAUCAAGUGUAUGUCUUUUGAUCAUGACAAAAACAACUCAGAGGAGAGUAUGGCAUCUGCUCAAGAUUCCAGAUAUGGCCAGAAAGAUACCUCUGACCAGAACUUUGAUUACAUGUUCAAACUGCUCAUUAUCGGCAACAGCAGUGUUGGGAAAACCUCCUUUUUGUUCCGAUAUGCUGAUGAUUCCUUUACAUCUGCAUUUGUAAGCACAGUCGGGAUCGAUUUCAAAGUAAAAACGGUUUUCAAAAAUGAAAAAAGAAUUAAGCUACAGAUUUGGGACACAGCAGGUCAGGAGAGGUACAGAACAAUUACCACGGCUUACUAUCGGGGUGCAAUGGGCUUCAUUUUAAUGUAUGACAUCACGAAUGAAGAAUCUUUCAAUGCUGUGCAGGAUUGGUCAACUCAAAUCAAAACAUACUCUUGGGAUAAUGCCCAGGUUAUUUUGGUCGGUAACAAAUGUGACAUGGAGGAUGAACGGGUAAUCUUCACUGAGAGAGGCAAACAUUUAGCAGAGCAACUUGGAUUUGAAUUUUUUGAAACAAGUGCCAAGGACAACAUUAAUGUCAAGCAGACGUUUGAGCGACUCGUGGAUAUCAUCUGUGACAAAAUGUCGGAAAGUCUGGAGACAGAUCCCACCAUUGCUGCCAGCAAGCAGAACACACGGCUAAAGGACACCCCUCCUCCACAGCAGCCCAACUGCGGCUGUUAAUGCAGCUAUCAACAAAGGCAGCUCCAGUGUGUUCUGUUGCCAACAGAGUAUUUAUGAAUGGUCUAUAUGCCUUUAUUUAUACUGUCUUAUUAAUUUAUUUGGGAGAAAAGUCUUUUAUUUUACAUCAGCAGCUGGCCAAGUAUACGUAUGGGGAUGGAGAGGCUAUUAGUGUGAAAGGACGAUCCAUUUGUUAGCAUCUGGCUUUUGCAUGCAGGAGGGCUAUUAUUUUCUCUUUUCUUUUUACUGUUUUACAUUACACUUACUUCAGCUGGUGCCAUGUCCUCAGACCACAUUUGCCUAGAAUUGAGUCUUGCUUCAUCAGUUUCAAAUUAUACAGUUGAAUCCUUAGGGUAGUGGCCAAGGUGUUUUAGAAUAAGCUUCCUGAUGCUGCUUACAUUUUCUCCUGACUGUAAAUCAAUUUAGAAAUAUUCCUCUAGUGAGCCAAUCCCUCAUUCUGUCCAGAUCAUUUGUAUAAAGGAUACUUCCUGGAGCAUAUUGCCUUGGCAAAUUUACACUCAUUGUGUUACACAUCAUGGCUGAUUGGAAACUGCAGAAGUUAGAAAAAGGUUAGUUUCUGGAUCCAAAGCCACCAAACUUCCCUGUGAGUUUCCAACUGGAUGUGGGUAUUCGGUGCAGACCGUCAGAGAUACUAGGUACUUCAUCCUGUUUGGGUAGCUAGUAUGUUACAUUUCCAUGGGAGCUGCAUAUCUAUCUAAUACCUUUCUGAAACUGGACUUAAUUUCUCAUUACAUCAUUACAGAGAUCCUGGUAGUACCUACCACAGUACCGGAGGGCUGACUAGCUCUUUCAAUUUCUACCUACGUAAGAUAUUAAACACACAGUUCUAUAUCACCCCUGACGAGCCAAAUCCAUUACGCUCAGAUGUUCAUAGCCAAAAACUGUCUUGUCAUGGUGCUGUCAAACCUGCAUACUUAAGUUUUCAGGAAUUUCAUCUCCCAUUCAGUCACUGAGACAAACAUCACCACACUGGCUACAAAUGCCUGUAUUUUACUCAGAUCUAUUGCAGAAGUGCUGCUAGUAUCAGUGAACUGGAGUUUGACCUUAUUUUUACUUUGAUGAGGAUAUCUAUUUUGACAAGACAAUCAGAAUUUCACAAGAUUUUUAAAAACUUUAGGAGUAAUAAAAAUUUGUCAACAUUUCUAAUGCUAAGCUGAAUACAUUCAUAAUAUCAGCAAAAGGCUGUGAAGAUAGCAGAAUAAAGUACACCGAUUCUUUUUUUUUAUAAAGAGUUAAAAAUAGUCACAUUUCACAGUUUUUAAAAGUACUCCUUUAGUAAUGGGUGGCAGUUUCUUACAUCUGUGCCCUGAAGUACUUUGUACAGCUGCUUUACUUGCGUCACAGUGACAUUUUUUUAACUAAAUGGCAUAAUUGAAGAAGUGUUAACUGUUUUAUUGUUCCAAUUAGACAGAAUUUAGGACAAUUUCUUGAACUGUCUGCAAUGGGGAAAACUGGAAGACAAAUUAAAAAAAGGAAGUAACACACGGUACUGCAAACUGCUCACAACUGCAAAGAAAUCCCUCUACACAUAUUACUUUAUUUGACAGUAAUUUAUGUAACUCCUGAAACACAUUAAAAGAAAAUGGUCACUUUUUUUUUUACUGAUUAAAUAACCUACAUACACUUUGACACAGUAAAAAUUACUUCCAAACAAGGCACAUAGACACAUGUAAAAUGAAUAUGCCACCAGGGUGCUACAUUGGCUGCCUAACUUAAAUGAACAAAUGUUCUUUCUUCAGUCUGGGGUUUUAAACCAUGUCUGUCCUGUUAGCUAGUUUACUUACGCACUUGUUUUCCUAGUCGACAUGGAGACUGGACUUCACUUGUUUACUUCCAUGAAAAGAAAGCGCUGUCCUCUUUGGGGCUGAUGAGCAGCCAGGUGGAAGAGGCAUGUGCUAUCCCAACCAUAACCCUGUCUCUCUCCAGGGAUACUGCUUUUCUCUCCCCCAUCUAAGGCAGCAUGUUGAUAAUUGUGCUGAGAGACUUUCAUUAAUACCUCUUCAUCCACUAGGUACCAGCUGCUUUGGAAAAAGAAGUGAUAAGAAGCUGAGGAAGCUUUGUGUGAGAUGGUGGGCAGUUUCCUGUCCUUUUCUUGUUAUGUGCAGUUUUUCCUGCUGUACAUUAUAUCUCCUGCUGGAGAAAAAGGAGCAGGGAAGCCUUGAGACAGCACUCCGCUUCAGCCCUCAAGUCCUUUAGAAAAGGUUUAGGUUGUAUUAUUCGUCUGAGCCAUCUCAGGCAAGGCAAGGAGAGAAAGGAGGACAUAGUCACCUCUUACAUAAAAUUGGGCAUGUCGUGGAUCAUGCAGCGUGGUGGCUACAAGUGCAAGUAUUCUUCCAGCUUUGUUCUGGGUUGCUUGCUGCAAAAUGGUCAUCUCCUGUGCAUGUUGUAACAAGGAAAAAAGACUCCAAGAUGCCCCUUCCUACAGCCACACUGUGCUUGUACUCCAUUGCAAUGAAUUCCAGACCCUCCCUGCCUCUUUAUGACCAUGUAGACUCUAAUCGGUGGCAAUACAUUAUUAGCAUAUAUCUUUCUAAACAAAUUGAGUGAUAGAUAGAUAAAUAGUUCUUUACUUAAUUAGGAUUAAUUAAUUGCUUUUCAUUUUGCAUCAAGAGUCUGGCAGAAGAGUAACACCAAAAUCAAAGAGGGAGAAUCUCUCCUUCACAUUUCUGAGACAACUAACCUCCCAGGCCUCCAACAUGUCUGACUUUCUGCAUGGGAUGGGGAGGAUGGAGGAAGCAGCUGCCAGAGUAACAUUGCUCAUUAGACUGCCAGCCAGGUGUUACAAGGAAAAGGCUCAUCUGAAGUACAGCAGCAGAACCAGUCAGUAUUUAAAAACUCCUUGUAUCUUUGUAUUGACACUCAGACAUUGUCAUAGAGUUCAGAAUUAGUCUGAUUAAUUUUUAAACUGUUCACACCAAAUCCUUGGAGGUUUUCAAGACCAGACUGGCUAAAGCCCUUGGCAGAGUGCUCAAACCUCUUAGCUGACCCUGCUUGGAGGAGGAGGUUGGGAAUGAUAACCUGCUGAUGUCCCAUCAAACUCAAUUUAUCCUAUCAUCCCUUCCUCUGAAUCUGAAAAUGUGUGGAAGUUCAAGUAGACCAUUUCCUAACAAUCAGGGUUGCCUACUGUUGGAAAAGUAGGCUUUCAUUUUCCAUCACAGGUUGGCUUUUGCAGCCAGAUGUUUCACAGCAAUAUUGAGUUUUCUGCUAUAAAGUUUGGUCACAUUUAGAUCAGGAGCAUCAUGAACUCAAUACCUCUCUCAGCUGGAACCUGGCUAUUGUAGAGGAACACAAAAGACUGAAAGGCUUUUGAGAAGUAACUUACUAUCCCUUCCCCAAACAUUCUAAAAAUUUAAUUUGAAUUCUGAGGGAACUAGCAGGAUUUGGAUUUUCAUUCUAUUUAAAAUUAUGCCUUGCCCUGUUUAUAGGGUAAGAUAUCCAAAAGCAGCCUGUGUCAAUCUAUUUUGGCCCCUUCAAUCUAGUUCAGCUCCUAUUGACUUAUGUGAUAGAACUGCAAUUUUCUUAAAUGCAAAUAGAGUUAGACUGAAGACUUUUGUAAAUCCCAUCCCAACCUGAUCAAGGGCCAAAAUUUAAAUGAUCAAUGGCUUGUUCCUCACGCAUAUCCAAUAGUCACUUAUUAUGAGUCAUUGGAGCAGACAAGCAGGAUUUGGUUAGAUCCCUGAUCUAUCCACUGGGGUAGCACAGUUCUGUCAAGAGAAAGUACUAAGCUAAAAAGCAUUAUAUUUUAGUGACAGAAGAGGGCUGGAUCAUUAAAUUGAAACCUGGGAUAAGAGAUCCAAAACUCCUUUCAGCCUCAUCACAAUUCUUGGUGAAAAUGUACUCACACACUUUGUGCUAAUGUGUUGUCACCCUCAGCACAAAAAUAGGACUGAAUGUCAGGGAGCCUUAUUGGUCCAGCUACAGAUAACCUCUUCAGCUGAGAUUUAGGCCACUUGGUGAGACACAGCAGUUGACACACAGAGCACAUUAAAUUUCUGAGAGACUACAUGCCUUUGGGCAGAGGGUCCUGAGGUCCAUAGUGCCAGCUGAACUAAUACUACACAACCCAUUUUCCAAGUUACGAUCUAGACUUUUAGCAGCAGGCUAAUCCUAUGCAUAGGUAAUGCACCAGCCUUAUCAUGCUCUGACAGUGUUUUACUUGCUGCAUGUUCAAACUAGUGCUCAGAAAAUGCCUUGGGAACACACAAGAAGACGGGAUGUGACUGGUUCCUGCGGUGCCACCUGGCAUCGGUCUGCCAAACAGCUAGCAAGUCCUGCUGGGCUGAACCUUCAGAUGCAUGUUUUUGAUUUUCAUAAGAGUUCAUGUUCACAAGUGUUCUGGUCCUUAUAGUGCAACUAACUUAAUACUGUAUCUUUUUUUUUUUUUGCUGUUGUUGGUUUGUUUAGACCUGUUUGUUUGGUGUUUGAAAUAUAUAGGAGCUAGCCUGAUUUUCUGUCAAAAAAUACUCUUUCUUUCUGAACAGCUGUGUACGUGACUGUUACCUGGAACUGUUUGUUCCUUUGUGCUUAUACUUAAUGUAAUGCCUAGAGAAACUACCUGAGCAACUACAUCUAUGUGGCCUUUCCAGAGCACCAGUCUGAAAGAUUAAGUUUUCUUCCCAGUCUGUUCAGCUCUGUAUAUUCAGCUGUACCACCUGUACCUUCUUUAUUUUAAGAAUGAAGUGCUAUUUCAGGGUGCACAAAAUCUGCUGGAGUUUGAUCCUAAAUUUGAGAAUGCUUUGAGGUUGCUAUUUUUAGGAAAAAAAUAGUGGUACAAAUUCUACAUCUGAUGAUGAUGCCUUUGUUUCUUCAAUAGCAGAUGAAUGAUGCUGCAUUUGCAUUCCAGAAGAAGCCCCCCAUCCCAAAUUCCACCCCCCUACCCCGACCACUCUUUUCUAUAUUUGUUUGUGAGAGGCAAGUUUUAUUACUUGCAUUUUUAAGGGCAUCAACUAAAUUACUGUUCUGCUGAUGGACAGAUUCCUCCUUGGCCUGUUUCAUGUAGACAGACAUGCACUGUAUGAGCCUAGUUCUUCUUUAGGAUGGCAGAUUUAGCAAUGUGACCAUAAGUAUGUAAAUCCUCAUAGAUAAACCCUCAGGGGUGUGUAAAGCAACAUGUCUUCACUUAUGCCAACAGGGGAGUGAGUUGUGUUGAUUUACACCGUUUAUUCCAUAAACAUAGUCUCUUAAUCCAUACACUCAGAUUCUCCAAGGUUCAUCAUUUGUCAAGUCUCAUUUAAAGAGACAACUCGUUUCAAUUAUUUGAAUGAUUUCUACCACUUUUCUUUAUUAAGGGGUAAAUGUAGUUCACCUUUGUAAUUUAAGCUUUUCUUUUCUUUUUUUUUUUUUACUUUGUUUAUUCAUGGAUGUUCAUUGAAGCAGAAAUUGUAACUACACACAUAUAGUAUACACAUACACACAGCAGUACAUCUUUGACACUCAUUCAGUUCCCACUGUUACUUGUUCAUGUUCAGUGCAGCCUUCCCUAAAUGCCACAGUGGAAUUUAUCCAUAAAUUCUCAUUAGCACCAGGUAUCAGCUGGGUUACAUUUCAGACCAUAGGUUUAUUAUCCAUGGUUCCAGCAGAUGCAGAUGGCUUAUCAUUUGUAGAAUAAGGUACCUGGUAUUUGAUUUGGGGUGGGGCGUAGGUGUGGAAGCAAAAGUCCUAAUCUUACAAUAACUUCACGAUCACGUAUAACAUGCAGAAAUGAAAGCUAGAGAUUGCUUACCACUUCGGGCGAUAAAUUUUCUUGAGUAAUUCUGACAUGUACCUGCAACUAGUGUUAAAUGAAAUGUUUGUGCUGUAACUCAUGUUUAAUAUUUUGUCAGUAAUGUCAGAUGUGUUGUGGGUCAGUUGGACUGUCAGAAUGUGUAACCUAUAUACUAGUGUUUGUGGAAUUCAAAUGUCUUAAGUGUUGCAUGAAAAUAUGUUAUAAAAAUAGAUAUGUUUUCUAUUUUUGAAUACCUCAAAACUGAGGAAUCAUGGGCCAAUAAGUGCAAUAUUUAAUUAUUUACUCAGUGUAUAUAAACUUGUGUGAAAGGGAGAAGUGUCACGUAUGUGUGAUAAGCUGUUGAUGAUGCCUGUGUGGCUUAAGAUUUCCGGUAGAUGUACGUGUCUUGUAGUAAAAUUUAUAUAGUAAACACUUUACCAGUGUAGUGUAAGAAUAUUCUUAAGUCAUUUAAACUAUUUUUCAUAUAUGAGACAAUGGUAAAAGAUAUUUGUAUGUUUACUGCAAGUGCAUGUCAAUUUUACUUUUAGAGUUGUGAGUGUCCUUUUUGAAAAUUAUCAUGUUACACCAACACUAGUGGGACAGUGCUUUCAGUCAGAAGAUGCUUGUAAUCAUUUCUAAACUAUCUGCCUAUAUUUUUAAAGCAUGUUCUCUAGAAGCAUUAAAAGAGCCUCCUAGAGCUCAGCAGUUAUGGUGAGUUAUUUUAUUCUUAAAAGUUACAUGCUCUGCCUGCCUGUAUUGCAUAAUAUCACCUGGGCAUGUUUUCUUUAAUCUGAUACAGUUAACUCAUAAUACUUACCUGAAAUAUUAAAUAGGAGUACCCAAUAUUCUUGCAGAUGACUUGGCAAACUUCAGUUGGUGCCCUGAGUUAACAUUUUUGGGAAGAGCUUGAAGGUCACAGUCAAAAUGGUCCAGCACAGUGGAUGGUGACCUUAAUUAGUCACUUCUGCCAAGUUUCUUAACUUUUCUAGAUCCUAAAGAGGGAAGAGACAUCCUUAAAUAUAUUGACCCAGACUCUUCACUCAACUAUUACAUAGCCCUCAGUGUUGAACAACUGCACUGUUAGCAGUAAAGCUGAGGUAUAAAUGGAAACAAUAUGCAGCCCAGAAUCUAACCAUGAAAUUAAAAGGAGACAUCCAAUCAUUUGUUUUUCCUUUCCAGUUAUCCUUGCAUAUUUCUAGUAGUUCUCUAAGCACAUGAGCAAGGCAAUCCCUAUUCAGCAAAACUCUUGGGUACAUCUGAGACCUUAAACCCCGAAUCACUGCUCUGCCACAGGUUCCCAGCUGUGCUGACAGACUCUGCAAAGGAGAAGCUCAUUCUGUUAAUUCUUUCUACAUCUCUGGUUUCAAAGGAAUGUCAUCUGCCUUGGGAAUUUGCUAAAUAGAGAUGGGCCACUGAGUGUGGGCCAAGGGGAGUAACCAGUUCUGCUGAACAGUUUUCAUAAUAAUUUUUUUUCAUUAGUACCACAUUAAAAGGUACAUAAGUAGAUUUUUAGUUUGACCUGAUGCAUUUUUGUGAAAAUGUAUAAGGUUGAUUUAGGUUUAGGGGUUUUUUUUAAAAUCAGCUUGAUCAGGAAAAGAGCAAAAUUCUAAGGCCUACCGGAAACACUAUCAUGGGUUUCCUUUCCUAUAUCAUCAAAUAGUUUCUCUGAGAAAGCAAAGUAGCCAGAUUGCAUUAAGUAGCACAGGACGGUACUUGCAAAGACCUGAACAGCCCUUAAAAUUGUCCCUGUUUUUAUAGCUUCUGCCAUGAAAACUUCUGCAAAAUUACACAGACCAAACUGAAAUUAAAAUGUAUCUGGAGAGAAAUUUGGGAUUGCUUAAUAAAAAAAGGAAAUUCUCAAUAUCUUUGUAGCUGAGCAGCAGACAAAGUAACAGUCAUAAUAUGAGGUACCACUUAAAUACAGAUAUACAGACUGCUACAGGACUGAGGAUGCUUUACCUAAACUUUUUAUUGCUAAAUGACCUGACUGUUCAAGGUCUGGCAGAUAAUUUUACCUAGAAUUUUUAUUAUUCCUCAUAGACAUGCAAUUUCAUACACAAAGAUAAAUGCUUACCUUGAAAAUAUGUAGCUGUUCUGGCUCCCUCAUGCUAACUUGCUUGCUGAAUUGUUCUUGAAGAAAAGUUGAAGUACUUGCUUAGGAUACAUUUGUGAGGGGGUGAGACUCAGUCUGUCCCUCAUCCCCCAACCCUUACUGCAAUAUAGUUACUGUGGUUCUACAAAAAAUGUUAGUUUAAAAUGCUGCUGGGUGACAAAUUUUGUGAAUCUUCUGCAUACAUCCACGGGAGCUCUUGUCUGAAUGUGAAGUACAAGUUUUAUCCACGUGCAGAAUUUUAAUUCUAUGUGGAUGUAGAGACCAUGUGUAUUCCAUUGGAUAUUCUGUUUGUCAUUCUGUAUGUGACUUCUGUAUACCAAGUGGAUUUUUUUUUUGUUUAAUUUUUUGUUGGAAGUUUUUUUUCCUUUUGCGAUUACAAUAAAUAUUCAAGAGACUAUAUUCAUGAA